Messenger RNA from Leptonychotes weddellii (Weddell seal), 1412 nucleotides. RefSeq names its product ankyrin repeat and death domain containing 1B (gene ANKDD1B). Gene Ontology annotation, molecular function: protein binding. The record is from RefSeq and is a predicted model, not a curated record. Gene Ontology annotation, biological process: signal transduction. NCBI's taxonomy places the organism in Eukaryota, Metazoa, Chordata, Mammalia, Carnivora, Phocidae.
UCAUGCUUGCUUGCUUGCUUUCCGUACUGCCAAACGAGAGAAGCUUUCACAAUGCUGCAAAAAGCAAUAAUUUGGAUCUUAUGGAGAAGCUGUUUGAAAAGAAUGUUAACAUUAAUUCUGUGAACAAUAUGAACCGCACAGCCUUGCAUUUUGCAGUGGGGUCAAAUCACUUAUCUGUGGUGGAUUUCUUGCUUAAUCACAAGGCAAGAGUGGAUAUUGCUGAUAAGCACGGCUUGACAGUAAUUCACCUUGCAGCCUGGUCUGGAAGUCUCGAGAUCAUGCUCAUGCUCAUUAGAGCUGGAGCAGACCAGAGGGCCAAGAAUCCGGAUGGAAUGAAUGCCCUCCACUUUGCAGCUCAGAGCAAUAAUGUACGCAUCGUGGAGUACCUCAUUCAAGAUCUGCAUUUGAAGGACCUGGACCAGCCUGAUAAGAAAGGAAUAAGACCAUUUCUUUGGGCAGCAGAGAGGGGCCACACUGAAAUGAUAGAAAAACUUAUCUUCCUUAAUCUACACACUUCAGAAAAGGACAAGGAGGGGAAUGCUGCUCUGCAUCUUGCAGCAAAGCAUGGUCACAGUCCUGCGGUCCAGGUGCUGCUAACCCAAUGGCAAGAAAUAAAUGAGAUCAAUGAGCUCAACAUCAGUGCUUUGCAGAUGGCAACGCAGAAUGGCCAUACAUCCCUUGUCAGCUGUCUUCUCAGUGAGAAUGUUGAUCUGCACCAGAACGCAGAACCAAAGGACUCCCCUCUUCAUUUAGCUGUUACCAACAACCAUAUCUCAGUUGUGAACAGCUUAUUAGGUGCACAGCACAACAUUGACAUCUUAAAUCAGAGGCAGCAGACUCCUUUGCAUGUUGCUGCUGAUCUUGGCAAUGUGGAACUGGUGGAAACCUUGCUGAAGGCAGGCUGUGACUUGAAGAUUGUUGAUAAGCAAGGGAAGACUGCCCUGGCUGUGGCCUUCAGGAGCAACCACAGCCUUGCUGUGGACAUGAUCAUUAAAGCAGAGAGAUACUAUGCCUGGAAAGAGGAGCAUGGUGAGAGCAUCAGGGACCCAUCAACCGGCUUUACUUUGACAUUCAAGCAAGAUCACAGUUUGGAGACCAGACAUAUUUGCAGUCUCCUCUGGAACCUGGCUUACCAUCAGCUAAAGGCCAAUGAGUGGCAGAAGCUGGCCCGUUCAUGGAACUUUACAGGUGACCAGAUCAGAGCCAUUGAGGAGCAGUGGUCAGGAAAGGGAAGUUUCCGUGAACACGGCCACAGGGCUCUGCUCAUCUGGCUGCAUGGGACCCUGAUGACCCAGGCCACUCCGGUCAAGCAGCUGUAUGAAGAGCUGGUACGCGCAGGUUUCCCAGAACUAGCUGAAAAGAUCCGUCAAUUCAAAAACGAAAAAAAGUCCAAGAAAUGUGCAGUUUCAUAA